UUCUAAUUUCUAAGUAGGUACUGUAGGUGUUCUGUACUUGUAAAUGCCGGCUUGAUGCUGGUCUUUUUCUCAGUUAUUAUUGGUAAUGUUUUCAUUGUAUAGUGUUAACGUGUCAAAGUGGUGUAGAUUUAAUCAAUCUAGUAGUUAGAUAUCAAGUAUUUAGAUAGUAUUAUUUAAAAUGUUUUCUGAAAACUGAUGUGAAACUUAAUUGAAAUGGUGUACGAAUCAAUAUGGCUCUUAAGCUUGGAAAAUGCAGGCUUUGCCUCAAACUUGGGGAUUUCUACUCAAUCUUUGCCGUCGAUAAUAAUUUGCAACUCGCCGAAAUGGUCAUGGAAUGUGCACGGGUUAAAAUACAAGAAGGGGAUGGUCUUACAGAUAAAAUAUGUGGAGAGUGCGUACAAAAAUUGAGUAGUGCGCAUAUAUUUAAGCAACAAUGUGAAAGAUCGGACCAAGAAUUACGAAGAAAUUAUGUUCCACCGCCAGGUUUUAUUUCAUCAACACCACCGCCAAUUAACAGGCAGAGCAGUGACUCAGCUUUCUCUAAUCACACGGAUACUUCUAAACUAUCUUCUACCGGCGAAAGUAAAGUUAAGCCGAUCAGUAGAAUUCGUAAAAGAAGUAGGGAUAGCAUCGAUAAUGCAUCCAGUAGCAGUAUCUCCCAUGAAUACCAACCUGUUAGUUCUAAGAGAGUUGAAGAACUACGAAAGUCUAAAAAAAUUAGAAAAAUUCAGGACAAUGAUGACUCUGAUUUCGAAGAUAACACUACCUCUUUCUUCUUUGGUGGAACAGAUUCUGAUGAACCUCUUGAGUUUAAGUGUGACAUCUGUUCUAAAUCGUUUAAAGCCUAUCUAAGCAUGAUUUCUCAUAAAAAAUGUCACAGUCGUAGGGAUAGGCAAUCGGCUAUGGCGGCAUCCUCGACUACGGCUGUGACUCCAACUCCUGAAAUUGUAACUCAGAUAGCUGAUGUCAAGGAUGAAGACAAAUCUAAGUGUGAGACCUGCGGAAAAACAUUUAAAUUAAAAAUUAUGUUAAAGCGGCACUAUGAAGUUUGUGGUAAACUUAUUGAUAAAGAACUUAAAGUAUCGUUAGAACCAAUAGACGCGGUUCCCAAUGAAAAUAAACUUAAUUGCGAAACGUGUUUAGCUCCGUUUAAAACUAUAGACAAUUUAAGAAAACACAUGAGAGUUGUGCAUGCCGCAGUUCUUAAAAUGGAAGAACCUCUGUCAGUGGAGAAUAACAAAAUAUCCGUACCAUGCUUCUAUUGUCAAAAACCAUUUGAAGACUUUUAUACCCAUUCUGCUCAUUUUAAAGUUUGUCCAAACAGAGAUGAUACUCUUACUUUUGUCUGUACGGUAUGUAAUAAAUCACUUGUGAAAAAGGCAAGCUACUUUAACCAUUUGAAGGUUCAUUUUUAUCCAUUGGCUAAGGUAAAGCCAAACAAAUCCCCAAUUCCAAAAGCAUACACGUGCCGCUUUUGCAAAAAAAAAUUGCCAAAUCAGGAAUCCCUGAUAAAACACCUUGCUGCGCACAUGUCUAAUGUUGAAGAACCCGAUGAUGGUGGCGAUGAAGAAUCUAGGAGUACCUUGGAGGAUUCUGCUUCUUUACACUCAGAGUAUAAUAACUCUUCAAUAAUGUCUGGUCCAUUCAAAUGUACGACGUGCGAUAAAGGCUUCAAGUAUAAAAAGGCUUUAGACACACACCAGAUAGUAAAACACUCAAAUGUAAGUGUUAAAGUUGAACCCCCAGAUAUAUCCUCAGAUCUGCUGAGUGAAACAUUGAACGAUCAUAAUGUUAAUCAAUCCGAUUCUGAGUCCAGCAAUGGUGAAGGCGAUGACAACACGUGUGACAUCUGUGAGAAACAGUUCUCCUACAAGCGCUUACUCAUUAAUCACAAGCGAACGAAACACAACAUGAGCUCGGGAACAAAGAGAGCAAAGGUCAGCCUAAAGCAAUGUCUAGUGCGCUGUUUAAUAUGUGACAUUGAGAUGAAAGUUGAAGCUAUAAAUGACCAUAACAUGAAGCACAUAUCCACAAACGUAAAACCUCGCAAUCUUUACACUUGCGUGGAUUGCCCGGACCAGCAGUUUAAAAGCUGCAGUGCCCUAGCUAAUCACAUCAAAAUGGUGCAUAGAUUGAAUCAACCGGCAACUAAACCGCAAACGAACAUUCCUGUAGAUCCUCCGGAUAUGGCGGAUUUUUGUGAAGUCGUUGUGACAAAGGCGGAACCCCUGGACAGUGUCGGGAGUCACAACGACUUUGGGGAAGGCUCCGCCUAUGCGACUGUUGAUGGAUUUACUUGUCCCACCUGCAGCAAAGUUAUGCCGACACUCAUCUCCCUAAAGAGACAUAUGAACUGGCACACAAACGUCGGAAAUAAUAUUGAAAAGAAGUUGGAGUGUUUUGUAUGCCAAGAGACAUUUAGAUUCCAGUGCCAUUACAAAAUUCAUAUGAAAGAACAUUAUAACGACCCAAACCUUGAUCCUAAACACUUGACUUGCCCCAUCUGUAAUAGGAAAAGCAAGCAUCUCCGUGCUGCGCAAAUGCAUAUGAAUUACCAUAAACAGACUCGAUUUAAGACCAAAGACUAUGAGUGUUCCAUUUGUAAGAAAGUCUUUCAAACUAGAAGAGUCUACCUGACUCAUAUGGCUAUCCAUUUCAAACGAGGGGAAUCGGCAAACAACACAGUAAUCGGAUCUGUAUUACCCACCACUGCUGAUAAGACUGCCUUCGAUGGAACUCAUACUUGCAAAAUAUGCAAUAAAGUAUGCGAAUCUGAAGCCUCGCUUAAAUGCCACAUGAGCUGGCAUAAUUCUAAAACUUUACUGUAUGGAGCACGUCACGAGUGCGAUAUAUGUCACUUACAAUUCACCAACAAAGUUCGGCUCAAAGUCCAUGAGCGAUCUCACUUCGAAGACGAAAAUGGUCCCUAUAAGUGUCAUAUUUGCGGAAAAGGUUUUAUUGCGGAAGAUUAUUUCCGAAGACAUAUUAAAGGACAUAAUUUCGACCAUCAGUCACACAAAAAACGAAUCGAAAAGCUCAGAAAGGGUAAAGUGAAGUGCCCAAUCUGCACUAGGUUCUAUCCGGAUGUGGUCAAACUGAUACGUCACUUGCGCCGAACUCAUCCCCAGAGCAAAAUGAUCAAAGAAGAUCCGGACGCUCCGCCUCAAAUGUACUACCCGUGCAAAUUAUGCGCCAAAGUGUUCCUUGACGAGCGCAGAUUGCAACACCACGAAGAGGCGCAUUUGCGUAAGCCCGAAUUUUUCAAGUGUAAAUUCUGCGGAAAGAAGACCAUUUCUCUGAAAAGCCAUAGAAUCCAUAUUAAAGGACAUUUGACUCAGAAAUACAUAGACGAGCCACUGAAGUGUCAGCAUUGUGAUAAAACGUUCUCUCGCGGUUACGAUCUUCAUUAUCACUUACGUGACUCACAUAACAUCGAAGAAACCUGGAUCGCUGAGAGAAAUAGUCAAAACCUUAAUGGACCUCUUAAAGAACUACAAUGCUCCAUCUGUUUUAAAGUUCUUGCCAGUAAAGGAAACUAUGAAAGACACAUCGACUACCAUAAUUCCCUUCGAUGCAACUACUGCUUCGAUUACUUUAGCACUCUAAGGUUUUUGGAGGGACACUUAGCGUUCAGCUGCGAGAAGAAAAAGCUAAUCGGCGAUACCGAGAUUUACCCAAGAAAGGUUAAAUGUGAAAUUUGUUAUAAGGCAUUCCAUUUACAAGUAAAGUUGGAUUGCCAUUUGCGAACUCAACAUGGAGUAAAAUCUUUCAAGGAGGCAACUGAAAGUAAGAAGGACCUCGUGUGUGACUAUUGCUUUAGAGUUUUCGAGAAUGAGUAUGCAUUGACCAACCAUAAACUUUACCAUAGAACUAUUGGGUAUUUUGGAUGCUUAUACUGUAACAGGAAGUUUAACACCUUGACGGUUUACAGAAAACAUAAAAAUCACCACUUCGCACAACUUAACGUAGAGAACCCUACAAAGUGCGAGCACUGCGAUAAAACAUUUGUAGCUUUCAGAGAGUUCAUAUACCACAUGCGGGACGACCACGGCGAUGAUAAGGAGUGGGUCGUAUACCCAAAGGAGUCAAUCGAAGAAAAGUGCAACAUUUGCAACAAAAUGUUUUUUAACUUGCAUCGGCAUCUUUCUUAUCACGAGGAAAAUAGAUGUAAAAAAUGCGGGGAGUACUUUUACUCGCGAACCGAUUUUGAUAAUCACAUUUGUCAUAUCGAUAGUGAAGAUGAGGUCGACGGCAACGUUGAGAAUGAUAUUCGACCAAAAUAUGAGGAAUGCAAAUUUUGUUUUAAACCGAUAACUCAGAAAACUAAAAAGAAACAUGAUCAAUUACAUAAAGGAUCCGGUUCAAUAUCGUGUAGGUUCUGUAUUCUUAAGUUCAAAACCAUUGACGCUUUCAACAUUCACGCGUUUUCUCAUCGAAGUCGAAAGUAUAAGAAACAUCCUAUACGAUGUCGUAUUUGUAAAGAGCAAUUUGUUCAAUAUGGUCCUUUCAUGCGCCACAUGAAGUCUGUACACAAAUCUACUAAGAAGAUGCAUUAUAGAACUACAGUUAAGCCUGAAAAAUGUGAAGUAUGUGGCGAUAAUUUCCCGAAUCUACACAACCACUAUCGAGCUCAUUUGUUAAAUCAGUGUCAGCUAUGUAGCAAAUACUUCACUUCUAGUAAAGUGUUUUCACAACACACGUGCGAUAAAGAAGAUAGUGAUCCUACGAAAGUGUUUAUAAGCGAUGCCAAUCUUCCGUUACUUAUUAAUACCUAUAUUCCAUUGGAUGAAAAAGAUGACGAAAAGUACUAUGGAUAUGGUGAAGACGAAGAUGAAGCAGAUGAUGACAACGAAUUGCCUCAAAAUGAAGACAGUCAAAACUCAAUAGAUACGGCUGAAAGCUCACUGCACGAGAUGGUACAUGCGCCAAUCAUUUCUGAUGUGCUCUCCUUGUAUGAGAGAAAAGAGGUUAUUAAUGUCGAAGAGGUGGAAAAGAAAGAUGAUAAUUGUAUCGUUGAACUUACGGAUGACGACUCCGUUGGUUAUCAAGAGAAUCCUUCUUCAGUUAUUACUAUUGAUGACGAUUGACUUUCGUGAAUAUCAUACUUCUGACUAAGAAUGUUUCUUUAAAAUGAUUCAGACGUGAAAAUAUAAUUUUUCGUAGCAUACUCUAAAUAUGUAUGUAAUAUGUUGGUAUGAAGAAAAAAAUAGUACUUGUGCCAUAAAAACUAAUCUCUGUUUUGGAAUUAUUAACAGAACUUUGAUCAACUGAACAGAAAUUGCGACAUUUAAUCUACUUUUUAAUUAUAUGUAAUAAUUAAGUAAAAGAGAACCAAUAGUAUUGUAGGGUCUAAUCUUUACAAUAUUGUAUUUUUUACUGCAUUUAAAAAAACUUUGUUAGUUAUGCUUUUAAAUAUAAUGAUUUUCAUUUCAAGGAAAUUUAUAUGAAUAUAAAUUAGCGGUGUUGUAAUUUAAAAUUGUAUAUUUUUGAAUCCAUAUUGAUUGCACCUAAGGCAGGAAGGUUUGUGUUUCGUUUCAACCUUUCUUGGUAUAUAUAUAAAUAAUCAAAAUAGCUGCCAUUAUUAAAAGUAGCUAGCAACACCCGUCACGUAAGAAGUGGGCUGCUGAGCGACAGUGGAGGGGAUUCAUCUAUGGUUCUGCGACCCAAAAUAUGUCUUAGCCUAGGCUAAUGUUUUAUAAUAUAAGAGUAUUGUAUAAUCAUAAUUAGUUUCAGUCAAAGAAGACCUACUAGUUACCUACUUUAUUAGCUAUUUAGGAAGAGGUAGGAAUUAAAGUCAUUUACUUCCAUCUACAUAUAAAGUUGGUUAUAACAUUAUGAGCUAAAAUUGACAGACCCACCUAUUGAGUACAGGCAGUCCUCGUACUUCCGUCAUGUUAGGUUCUAAAACGCGACGUAAGUCGUGACAAUUUUUUUCGUAUGUUUACAUGUAAAACUUAAGGAUUAAGUUCCACACGGACUCGAAAUAAAAAAAAAACUGCAUUUAUAACAAAGGAUAUACAUAGUUUAUUAUCAGAAGUAAGUUCUUAAAAUAAUUAUAUGUAUAUGCACUUAUACAACUAGAAAUUUAGUUAUUUUUGGUAUUUGUGUGUUAUUUAAUUUAAUUAAUAAUUAUAAAUCUUUUAUAUGUAACCAAAAUAUGUAGUGAGGAAUAAUAAAUUAAACUUUUGUCUUAAAGAAACUAUAAAUUCUAGAUUGCUUCGCUUCUUUCUUGCUAUCAUACAGAUCUUGGUAACACUGAUAGGCUGCACAAAUUUUGUUAUUAACGUUGAAACUUCUCUCAAUACUAGGGUCAUUUUCUUCCAAAAUUUUCAUGGCAUUCUCCAAAUUUGCACAAGACAAGUGAAUUCUCCUAUGCCGGAAAUCGAAACAAAUGACGUAUGCUUGAGAAAUAGUGUCAAAACAUUGUUCGACGUACGUCGAGGACUGCCUGUAAUAUGGAUAUCUUCAAAACGGUGAAAAUAUUAUUCACUCUUUAAACCAUCACGUGCAAUGGAAAUUUUGACCCUCGAACAGACGAAACUUUUAGAGUGAACGAAGCGUAGCUCAAUUGACAAGCGUUUGUGCACUGUGAACUUUUAAUAAUGUGACGGAAACUUAGAUAAACUUUAUAGUAUAAAAUUAGUGCUGACAUUAUUUUUUAUUAACAUACAAUAAUUAUGACUAUAUGAGAACUAAAUUUAAUAUAAAUAAUUGAUCUGCGUGUAAUUUAAUUACAUAAAUUAAUUAAUAAGGUAAAAUUAAAUUGCACCUAGCCAAAGAUAUAAAAAUAGCUUGUAAUUAAACAAAAGCAAUUGGAUACAAUUCAGAUAAAGUGAAAAAAAAUAGGGUUUUUCAUGUUUCGGAAUAGAUGUUUGUAGUGCAUAAGAAACUUGGGUACGUGAUGAUUUAUUUCUGCUUUAAGAUAACAUAUUGUAAAAUUUAAGAGGGAAGAAAGAAAAUGCAUGCUUAUCACCAUACAUUGACUUGACAAUUGCCCGCGAUAGGCAAUUGCCGCGAUACGUAAUAUUGCAUUUGAGUGUGAAGUAAAAAUUCUGAACAAUAGGUUUAGAAGUAAUUGAAUGGCAAUAGACUAUAUUUAAAAAUUUGAUUAUCUACGUAGGAAUUCGCAACCAUUAUCAAUAAUUGUACGAGCCCCGAUGCAAAAUAGUUCGUCUAGUAUGGAAAGAAGAGUAAAUAUGGUAUAUAGUAUAUAAUUAAAAACGUUAAAUAAAAAGUAAACCACAUUUUAAAGUUUAUUUUUAUUUAAAGUUAAUUGAAUUUAAAUAACAUAAAAAAUAUUUUAAAAAACAACGCUAAAGUAUUCGUCUACCCUUGUCACUCACGUAAAAUAGUUCGUCUACCACUUAGUUGUGUCACCUUUGCUCUCAAUGACAGCUAAUAUGUGUAGAGGCAUUGCAACCAACGCUGCACACUGCUCAGGCUUAAAUCUUAAUUGACUCCCAGACCGCCAAGAGAUUAGCCUUUAAGUCGCUCUUCAAUCUUGAUGGAUUUUUACGGAGUACAUUUUUCAUUUUCCACCAUAGGGUUUCGAUCGGCGCCAAGUCCGGGCUGUUAGAUCGCCAUUCGAUUAUAGGGAUGCUUUUCGCCAGUAGCCACGUCUUUGUUAUCCUUGCAGUAUGGCAGGAGGCACCAUCCUGAUGAAAAAUGUUUAAGUGACGGAAUAGAAUUAGGGCAGGUAAUUCUCUUCGAAAAGGUUUUGAUACCUUGCAGCAUUGAUAGAACCAUCGACAAACUGCAUACCACCAACACCUUGUACAGACAUGUAGCCCCAUAUCAUAAGAGACGCCGGAAACUCUACUUUGCGUUUGAGACAUUCAGUAUGACAUGCCUCAUUUUUGUUCCGAAUCACUUUUUUCCUUACAUCGCCGACUGCCACUUCAAAUUUGGACUCGUCACUCAAAAUGAUACUACACCACUGAUCGGAAGUCCAAUUUAAAUGAUCACGAGUAAACUUCAACCUCUUUUUCUUUUGUACAGCAGUCAACAGUGGUUUCUUCUUAGCGGUAUAAAAUCCGUAACCCAUCUUUUUUCUAUCUUUUUAGGACUCUUUUGCAAGUAUCAACUGAGACGUCUUUGUGAAUCAUGUCCUUCCAUUUCCCCGUAAUUUCUUCAGCUCGAACACGACGAUUAUUUUUGAUAAUUUUCCUCAGGAUUCUGUUUUCUACUGCACUUGUGAUGCGUGGUCGACCAGUUUUCUUCAAACAAGAAGUCGUUCAAUAACUUUAACAAAUUUAAAUUAUGCAACAUAAUUGUUCAAAGAAGGAAUAAUCUUAUUUUACUCACCGGUAGACGAACUAUUUUGCUUAUAACUUCUUCAAAUUUAAAACAGGAUAUGUAUAAAUUUAAAAAGCUAAAAUAGUUUAUUGGUUCAUAAUUUUAAAAAAAAUUGCAUAAGUAACGCGACAUGUGAUAGUAGAACAGCUUAAUAUUUUAUAUAGAUAUACAAAAAUAAUGAAGUUAGAAACAAAUCUCAGAGAAAAUUUCACACUAGACGAACUAUUUUGCAUCGGGGCUCGUAAGUAAGUGCACUAGGAACAAUGUUGUUAAAACUCAUUUAUAUAUGACUAAAUACUGUCACUUUAUUAUUGUUAUUUUCUCUAUAUGAUGAACGGGCUCUCAAAUUCGUUGGUCACUAAACAAUAGAUUUAAGAGUUCCUAAAUAUAAGGUAUGUAUUGGUAGAAAAAAACGCUAAUCUUAGUGAUAGACAACUGUUUAUUAAAAUAUUUCAACAUUUUUGAUACACUUUAGUUAUGCACUAAAUAAUCUUAACAGGAUUACUGUAGAUAGUGACCAAGGGAUAUUGGUGCAUUUAAUUGAUAUGUAUUUUAGAAUGUCAAAUAAAGGCAAACUAUA
Pieris napi is the source of this 8875-nucleotide messenger RNA. Its product is annotated as zinc finger protein 729-like. Gene Ontology annotation, molecular function: zinc ion binding; RNA polymerase II transcription regulatory region sequence-specific DNA binding; DNA-binding transcription factor activity, RNA polymerase II-specific. Gene Ontology annotation, cellular component: nucleus; MICOS complex. The record is from RefSeq and is a predicted model, not a curated record. Bases 231 to 5087 code for a protein of 1618 amino acids. NCBI's taxonomy places the organism in Eukaryota, Metazoa, Arthropoda, Insecta, Lepidoptera, Pieridae. Gene Ontology annotation, biological process: cristae formation; regulation of transcription by RNA polymerase II. The transcript has 5 exons.